CAGGUUGAGCUGGCAAGUAGUAGAAGCCUGGUAGAGCAGGUUUCGUUAACCUUGGACACUGCUCAUUGGACCUUGCCUCACACGGAGAGUUUUUAUAUCACAUUGAUGGUGUUGUCUCUGCUGAAAGAUCAUGGAGGGAACAAUGACUAGUACAAGGAAUUUUUUGAAUACUACUGAAGAGACAUAUAAUGAUGAAGAAAAACUUCUGAAUUCUUGGCUACUGGUGGCCUCUCCAUGGCCGGUGGCCGCUAUCCUCACUGGCUACCUCACCUUCGUCCUGUGGCUCGGCCCACGUCUCAUGGCCAGCAGGAAACCCUACGAAUUGAAGCUGCCCAUGAUGGUCUAUAACCUCUACCAGGUCAUCUACAACGGGUGUCUGGUCGGCUGGUUUUUCACACAUCCAACUGCAAUAUCAUACAUUAUGCAACAUGGAUGCCAUCCACUUGAUCCAAAGGAAAAUCCUUUGAGAACUGAGCUUCAUCUAGCUUCCUGGUGCUACUUAUUUGCCAAGAUAGUUGACAUGAUCGAUACAAUAUUUAUGAUUCUAAGAAAGAAGAAUUCCCACGUGACUUUCCUCCACCUGUACCACCACACUAGCAUGGUUGCAUUUUCCUGGCUCAGUGUAAAAUACAUACAAGCGGAGCAAGGAAUCGUCCUGGGAGUGCUUAACUCCUUCGUUCAUGUUGUCAUGUACACCUACUAUUUCCUGGCAGGACUUGGGCCAGAAGUCCAGAAGUUCCUUUGGUGGAAGAAAUACAUAACAAAGUUACAACUGACGCAGUUUGUGUUCGCUAUAGCUUUCAUGGUGUACCUGUUCUACAACAACUGCUCAGUCUCCCAGAUAUACAAUGUCAUCUGGGUGACAAACGUAGGUGUUAUCAUGGCCUUGUUUGUCAACUUUUAUAUACAGACGUACAUCAAGAAGCCUAGUGCUAAGAAGACUACGUGAUUAUCUUUGUAAAGUUGUUUUUAUUAUAAAGGAAAAAUCUUUCGUGAU
Homalodisca vitripennis (glassy-winged sharpshooter) is the source of this 997-nucleotide messenger RNA. Its product is annotated as elongation of very long chain fatty acids protein 4-like. Gene Ontology annotation, molecular function: fatty acid elongase activity. The transcript is spliced from 8 exons. Gene Ontology annotation, biological process: sphingolipid biosynthetic process; fatty acid elongation, saturated fatty acid; fatty acid elongation, monounsaturated fatty acid. NCBI's taxonomy places the organism in Eukaryota, Metazoa, Arthropoda, Insecta, Hemiptera, Cicadellidae. The record is from RefSeq and is a predicted model, not a curated record. Gene Ontology annotation, cellular component: endoplasmic reticulum membrane. The coding region runs from base 131 to 949 and encodes 272 amino acids.